Helicoverpa zea (corn earworm) is the source of this 816-nucleotide messenger RNA. RefSeq lists its product as uncharacterized. The transcript is spliced from 6 exons. Lineage: Eukaryota; Metazoa; Arthropoda; Insecta; Lepidoptera; Noctuidae. The record is from RefSeq and is a predicted model, not a curated record. The coding region runs from base 1 to 744 and encodes 247 amino acids.
AUGUUUCCUUCAAAGUGUAUAUUUUAUGUAGUUUUCUCUAGUAUUAUUGUGGCCUGUAUUAGUAGAAAAGAUUCGGUUACCGAUGGCAAAGUUAUAAAAACAUUUCCAUAUAGAUUCUUCUAUCAACGUCAUGAUCGCAUAAAUAUGAACGUGACCUUAAAAAAUAUACCCCCGAAUGUGACUUCGGCAAAAUUGCUAUUACAGUAUUCAAGUGGGUUCGUAGUCACCUAUUUUGACAUAGGCCGAGAUAACUCUUUGCAAUUCCAAGAAGAAAUUGAAGAAGAAAUUAUUUAUAUUGACGUUGAAUUAGAAGAUUUAGCAAACGGAACACGUACAAUACGAUUAUGUGAAGGAGUACAAGCAAAUGUAAGAAAACCUUUAGGUUUGUGGGAGACAGAACUUGUAGAAAUUCUUAAUCGUCCAGGUCCUUGUUUUCAUAAAUCUGAGAGUUGCAUGCUCGAGUUAGAUUUAGGAUAUAAAUAUAUCGAAACUCUCUCAAAUGUAGAACUUAUUGUAAUACCAUUUUCUGUCGUAUUCAUGCUGGUGUUAAUAUUGCAAGCUAUCGAAGCUAUAAGGAAGCAUUGCAGGAAGAAACCAGAUACAGCCAACAGACCACCAAUGCCUCUCCCAUAUCGUCCAUUUUACCUGAAUCUACUCUUCCAAAAGGAAUGUGAACGAGAAAUUCGAGAGAAGGAAGGUCAACUCUGCGAAGAAAAUAUUUAUGAAGAAAUUGAUCCGUUUUAGAGAUUUUCAAUCACCUAGCUUUUUCCUUAGUAUGUAUUUUAAAUAGCAAAAUAAAGUCUGCUCUUUUAUUUA